GGUCAUUCUUCUGCGAGAAGUAAAUUGUGCCCUAACCAUAACUAUACCUUACAAGAAUUGAUCGAAAAGGAUCUUGGUGCUAAAAAUCAAAGAUAUACUAUAUCUCUUCCAUUAAAGGGCUUUUUAAAUGAAACAGAUGAUGAUGAUGACCGAUUACAGAAGGCCGUAAACAAGAUCCAGGAUCUAUCUAGUUUCUUACGUCUUGUUUUGUUUAAAGCUCAAAUCUUUGUCAAUGACUACAUUUUACAAUACCCCAAAAAUUUGUCCAAUGAAUUUUUUCAGCAAAAUUUCUGGUAUUCAUUGUGUAGAGUGGUUUGUAAACAGCUGUCGAUCAAAGACUUUCAGUUAAAGUAUGUCAAUAUUCACCACUUGGAAGACGCAUGGAUGGAGCUUAAUAAUCUAGAAGGAGUAAACUUAAACGUAGAAAAAGAUGGGCUGAAAAAUUAUGGUCAAGUGCUUGCAACUGCAUGUGAAACUACUGCGAUGUGUUACAAUAGCUAUUACAUUGAGAAUUUUCAGAACAUUAUCUGCAACUACUUCAUUUAUAUGAUUUGUAAAGAAUUUCAUGACGCUAAAAAAUCUGUCAUAAGGAAACUUGUAUAUGAACAUGUUUUAGAUCAAGUACUGUCAUCUGAUCCUGUUGCCGUCCUAAAUGAUGAUAUCCUCCCACCAUUAAGCCAAGAAACAAAAAUUGGUUUACAGGCAUUUAUAAACCCUUUAAUUGUGGAGCUCAAGAACCGCUUGCCAUCGUUCACAAUUACAAAGGCAACUCAGAAUACUGCCCCUUUUGGUAUUUUACCGGCAUUAAGACACAUUCUAUCCAAGUAUGAAUCAAUCAUUGCGGAAAAUUCUACUUUACAGAAGCAUGACUCAGAACCAGGAAAACCUCAAGAUACGGUUCAAUCUGGUGAAAAAAAAAAGAAGAAAGAUGAUAAAGCAAGGCAUUUUGUACCGCCAAGAAUAUUUAGCCUGUUUCCCAAUCCAGGUUUGCAGUGGCGCUUUAUCAAAAUCGAUAGUCAAAACGUUACUGGUAUAUUCCCUGGCUCAAACUUAAAGAAAGAAAAGGACGAGACUUUAUUUAGCUUCACACAAAGGUAUUUUUAUGAUUGUUUUAACUUUGCCAAGUUAAAAGUUAGAAGCAUUGCCCUAGAACUCGAUGACUUUAACACUGAAGAGGUAAAUACUUAUUUUAUGCCAUGUACAGUUGAUCCCGGAAGGAAUGAUGUGUUUGUAUCCUACCAUGGAGACAAUGAUGUGAGACGUCUUUCUUCAAAAAAAUACUACAAUAUGGGCGGUGUUACGCAAAGACAUAAACAAGAACAAGAACUCAAGAAAAGCUUGGGUAUUGAUCAAAUUGAGACCAAUAUCCCCUCACCUAAAACCACGUCUCAUGAUACCUAUAUACUGUACAUUACGUAUAUUCUCCAACAUAUUGAUACACUUUUUAAUUUUUACGGGUUUAGAACUACCAAUAAUAGAUGGUGUAAUUAUAUUGCAUCACAAAAUAGCAUAGAGGACGCCGUUAAUAUCCUUUCAAACGGAUCUACAAAGUACAAGAAAAGAAGGAAAAAUAAGAAGAAGAGUAAAAAGAGAAGGAGGUCCAAAAUAGUUGACUCUUUAAAAUCUAAACCGAAAAUUAUCAAAAGGUAA
This is a messenger RNA of Mucor mucedo, 1650 nucleotides long. RefSeq lists its product as uncharacterized. The transcript is spliced from 3 exons. The record is from RefSeq and is a predicted model, not a curated record. NCBI's taxonomy places the organism in Eukaryota, Fungi, Mucoromycota, Mucoromycetes, Mucorales, Mucoraceae. The coding region runs from base 385 to 1650 and encodes 421 amino acids.